Molecule: messenger RNA, 2686 nt
Organism: Oncorhynchus nerka (sockeye salmon)
Lineage: Eukaryota; Metazoa; Chordata; Actinopteri; Salmoniformes; Salmonidae
Product: zinc finger protein 513-like
Exons: 4
Coding region: 501-2204 (567 amino acids)
Source: RefSeq, a predicted model, not a curated record
UACACAAUGGACCUUCGAGGAAGUUAGUAAGAGGUUGUAGUUGUUUUUCUAAACGACAACUUAAGUUGAUAUCUAUGUAGCCUUUGCAUUUCAUCAAACGUAUUGACGUAAUUUACUAUUUGUUUUCUCCUAAAUACUGAACGCUAGAUAGUUGAGCUAUAUGUAACGUUAGCUAGCUUAGGUAACGUUAGAGGAUUAGCUUUCAUCUGCCCAAUUUAUCUCCUACAGCUCAAUGUGUUUUUAAUAGUUACCUAGCUAAUGAUGUUCUCGGUUUGACUAACGAUUUAGAAUGGCAAACUAAGCCAGCCAGUUCCCCGCACAUAUUUAGCUAGCUAACUCGUGUGUUUGAUCGAUGGCACUGAUACUUCUGCUUUUGUCCGUUGGAGGAAGAGGAAGAUGACAGAGUAAAGGGAUUGACGUGCUGACUGAGACACCAGACCACAGCGGGAAAAGAGACUGGCUGACGGACAGGACAGCGAGGCAGACAAAGAAGAGGAAGAAUGCCGAGGAGAAAACAGUCGAACCCACAGCCCGUGAAAUUAGACGGUGUGGAUUGUAAUCCAGGAUGCCUGGUUCUGGACAGUGACUUCCUGCUUAGUGGAGAGCUCUGUGAGUUUGGAGACACGGAGAUCAUGGGGCUGGACAGAGACACAGCCAUGACGGUGUUCUCUCUGAGUGAUGAAAGCUCCAGCCUUCCAGCUCCGGAUGACUCCGCCUUCCCAGCAUUCCUCUCCUGUAAGGGGUGUGGUCAACUGAUUGGGGCCGACCUUGACCUAGGAGCGGGACUACACUUGGGGGUGGGACUCUACUGCACGACCUGUGAGGAGGACGUCCAAUCAGAAUCUCACACAGCCUUGGAGGACACCUCACAAGGGGAGGAGUCAACCCCAGCCGUCCAAUCCCAUGCGGUGCAAGACAGGAAGAGGAAGAGAAGUAAGGCGGGUGAUGAAGAAGCCUGUAUGAAGGUGUACACGUGCUCUCUGUGUAGUUUCUCCUCUCGCUACUCCAACCAUCUCAAACGCCACAUGAGAACCCAUGACGGAGAGAAGCCCUACCGCUGUCCCCACUGCCCCUAUGCCUCUACACAGAGGGUGAACCUGCAGAGACACACGCGCACACACACCGGGGAGAAGCCCUACCUCUGCAACGCCUGCAGCUAUGCCUGUAGUUCCCUGGGGAACCUGCGCAGGCACCAGCGCUCGCACAGCCAGGAACCCCGGGCGCAACACACACUGAAGAGACGCAGCAGACGAAAACACACACACCGAGGAAACGCUGAAGUUAAGAGCACACAAUCAGAUGCCAUGGUGUCAGACCUGACAGUGUGUAUGAGGGAGGACUCUGAUUUCCUCCAGAACCGAGAGGGGGUAGCCUCUCCCUCCUCCCCCCGUCUCCCCCCCUCCGCUCCCCUCCCUGACCUCCUCUUCCCCCUCUGCUGUCGCUCCUGUGGCCUCACCCUGGAGGGAGAAGGAGGAGAGACUGAGGAGGAGGAGGGCGGAGGGCAGGUGUGUAAUAAAUGUUCAGAGUCUCUCAUCUCCAAGAAACCAGGGUCCCCCAGCCCCACUGACACCCUCCAGUCAGGGGCCAGCAAGCUGUACCGCUGCCCCCUCUGCCCCUUCCUCUCCCUCUACCCCAACCACCUGGCCCGACACGCCCACACCCACAGCGGGGAGAAGCCCCACCGCUGCCCUCAGUGCCCUUACGCCUCGGCCCACCUGGACAACCUGAAACGCCACCUCCGGGUCCACACGGGGGAGAAGCCCUACCGCUGUCCCCAGUGCUCCUACGCCUGCGGGAACCUGGCCAACCUGAGGCGCCAUGAGAGGAUUCACUCUGGAGCCAAGCCGUUCCACUGCUCUGUGUGUGGCUACAGCUGUAACCAGAGUAUGAACCUGAAGAGACACAUGCUGAGACACACGGGGGAGAAGCCAUAUGGCUGUGCUGAGUGUGACUACACUACGGGACACUGGGACAACUACAAACGCCAUCAGAGGAAACACGGACACAACACCGAGAGCUGGGACAAACACACACACCAGGACACUACAGCAGACAGCUGGGACAAACACACACACCAGGACACUACAGCAGCAGACAGCGAGGGCUGGACCACACAAGAGAAAACGGAGAAACACACACCACCACAUACCACAGACCAACACUGGGUUCAAGAGACAGGGAACCAUAGCCAGGGAGAGGUGUAGUCGGGGGGAGGGGGGUGUGUUUAUUACACUAGUGACACCCUUCCUCUGUGCUCAGGCCUCAGAGGGGUGGGGCUUAUCUCAGGUGCCUCUAGAGGCGGAGCUACAUGAGCCGCCCGUACUGCAUGUCAAUGCUGCACUGACCUUUACCUUGGGUAUUAAAGGGCAUGUGGGCGUGCCAUUAAAGGGCAUGUGGGCGUGCCAUUAAAGGGCAUGUGGGCGUGCCAUUAAAGGGCAUGUGGGCGUGCCAUUAAAGGGCAUGUGGGCGUGCCAUUAAAGGGCAUGUGGGCGUGCCAUUAAAGGGCAUGUGGGCGUGCCAUUAAAGAUUGAUCUUGUUUUUGAAUGGUAACAUUCAGUUUUUAAUUCUGUGGAUUCAAUGUUUAAAAUGAUGUUUUGAUUGGAUUGUAGCCCAUUUCACAAUCAGGUUUUGAUUGGAUUGUAGCCCAUUUCACAAUCAGGUUUUGAUUGGAUUGUAGCCCAUUUCA